AUGAGUAUUGAGGAUUGGAAUAAACUCUGCGAUAAAGAUUUUGUAGAACAUUUUAGUCCACCUGAACUUAGAAAACAUUUCUUGCAUUUAUCGCAUUUUUGCAAGCAAGGUUAUGACGAAGACAAUGCAAUAGAAGAAUUAAAGGCCAAAGAUCUUGCACAAUGGAAAGAUACAUGCUAUAAUGCUAAAGAUAAUUUUGAGAAUUCAGUAGUAAAAGACUUACGCAAAACAUAUUCAGCGAAUCAUUGGGAAGCUGUACGAGGACUUUUACAGUCACUUGAAAUUCAAAGUCAAGCUUUAUUACUCUUUGGCUUUAGGUCUCGUGCAAAAGAAAUGCCAGAUCUUAAAUCAGCUGUAAAGGCAAUCAAUGCAAUUGUUAGCAAUUGGUACGGUUAUACUAUAAAAAGCGAACAAAAAUUGGUAGGACCUAAAGAAAAAAGAAUUUGGAAAUAUUCAUAUCAAAUUAACCGAAAGCUAUAUAAUAGUCGUGGUUUUGAUAAUCAAGAAGAAGUAAUGGCUAGGAAGUUAGAUAAUUCUGAAUACUGCCCUAUAGUUCUAGUUCUUCUAUCAUAUAAGUCAAAG
Molecule: messenger RNA, 582 nt
Organism: Diversispora eburnea
Lineage: Eukaryota; Fungi; Glomeromycota; Glomeromycetes; Diversisporales; Diversisporaceae
Source: the annotation of a GenBank genome assembly